AUGAACACCGUGGUGGCUUCCAAACUCCAUCCCAACAAACAAUCAAGCUCUUACCUCGAAAAGAUGCCCCUUUUUUGUUACCGUCAAGACGCUCUAGAGGAGUUUGUCGAAUCAGAAGACAGAGAACUGCUCUCCUCUGCUUUAAGCUUACUUCCGAGCGCUGGAUGUUGUUCGGACACCGAGGACGAUGGACCCGGUAAAGUUCGCGCGGUAGGAAUGGUUUGGAGAAGUCGGGAAUUCUCCGAGCUUAUGAAUCUGCUUGAUGAGAUUUCCUUCGGACAACAGAGGGCCUUGCACGGGUCAAGAUGGGCGGCUGGCCGGCUGGACAUGAGAAGAUCCCCAGCAAUUCGGAUCUCAUCUCACGGUCAAGCUCCCCGGAAUUUACCAUCAAAUUGUUACUGUUCCGUUUGGAGGGAUACAUUGGGAGAAAGUCAUAAAAAGCUCCUGACUCAAAAGCCUCCCAGUACAACUCUUCCAUUGCUGAUAGCAAAACUACGUGCAUCACUUGUUUGA
Melampsora larici-populina 98AG31 is the source of this 513-nucleotide messenger RNA. RefSeq lists its product as uncharacterized. Bases 1 to 513 code for a protein of 170 amino acids. The record is from RefSeq and is a predicted model, not a curated record. The transcript is spliced from 3 exons. NCBI's taxonomy places the organism in Eukaryota, Fungi, Basidiomycota, Pucciniomycetes, Pucciniales, Melampsoraceae.